AUGCCCGCGGCAUCUGAGCACAGCACGCGAUACGGUUUAUGCCGGAUGUCCUCGCCCGAGUUUCUGAAAUCGGGAAGAGUGGACCAGUCACUGGUUCCCUCAACUAGAGGAGUCUCAGAAAAGGCUAACUUGCCUGUCCGGCCUGAAAUUGAUCCCGUCGCUCGGUUCUGGCAGCGGGUGGUUCUUGACUCGAUGGGUCGUCGGGUCGUCGGAUGGAACGGGAUGGCGCUACUUCUUGUUGUAACGCUCCACUCGCCCCCGGGGCCAGUAUAUCUUUACCAAGUCCGUCUCAUCUGGGCAUUUUCGCCCUUUCAAAUCCCUCGUCGAUUCAGUCGUGCCUACUCUCCCCGUCACUCUUGUCGCGCAUCCUAUAGUUCGGCUCCCCAGCGCAAUCCUGUCGUGUCGAUCAUCGUCAUCUGCCCAGUAGACCUGUGCAUUUCCGUCUGCAUCUGA
Penicillium oxalicum is the source of this 453-nucleotide messenger RNA. RefSeq lists its product as uncharacterized. The transcript has 4 exons. The record is from RefSeq and is a predicted model, not a curated record. The coding region runs from base 1 to 453 and encodes 150 amino acids. NCBI's taxonomy places the organism in Eukaryota, Fungi, Ascomycota, Eurotiomycetes, Eurotiales, Aspergillaceae.